AUGACUUCGAAGUUAACAGAUUGCUUCAAAAGUCUGCGCCUGGUUCCAGUACCAUUUGGUGAAUAUCAGAGAAAUGAUCCCGACACGCCUCCUAUUAUGGUUAAUUUUCGUUUACCGGAUUUAUGGCGAACUGUACGAAUAGAAUUUAAAAAUGACGAAGAGCGCUUAUUCACUGACCGUUCAACCAUAUGCAAGCUUUCUAAAGUCUGCGCCAAUGAAGUUGAAAAUCUUGAAAAGGCAGGACAGGAGCUUGUCAUUCGAUUGGACAAUGUAACCUGCGAUGCUAUGGAGCGUCUGCUUUUUGCCGUCUGUCCUACAAUAUAUGGGCAGUAUCCAAUUCCUCCAACAAUUUUCGAUGUUUGUAUUAUCUGUCCAGUUGCUUGCUCCCUGCAAAUGGAUAUGGUUAUCAUGAUGUGCGAAAAGGUUCUGGAAAACGAUAUACACUCGGAACUUACGCCGACUGAUUUACUCAUCAGUUCCUUUAGCACGGCAUAUAAAUGUCAACUGAAACCAACAUUGCAGGCGAAACUAUUCACCAAAAUUCUGGAAUGUGAGUACUGGAAAUUAAAACUCUCUUUAGUUCGUAAAGUCGAUUCACCCUGUUUGCGCAUUUUCUUGUGGUAG
This is a messenger RNA of Brugia pahangi, 624 nucleotides long. The record is from the annotation of a GenBank genome assembly. NCBI's taxonomy places the organism in Eukaryota, Metazoa, Nematoda, Chromadorea, Rhabditida, Onchocercidae.